AUGGCACAAAGAUCAAGACCUAAGUUCAACGCUAAGAAAUACGAAAGACCAGGUCUCACAGAAGACGAAAUCGAGGAGAUCAAGGAAGCCUUUGACCUUUUCGAUACUGAUGGUAGUGGCUCAAUUGACCCCAAGGAGCUGAAGGCAGCAAUGCAGUCACUUGGAUUUGAAGCUAAAAACCAAACUAUCUUCCAAAUGAUUUCAGAUCUCGACAAGAACAAGUCAGGCACCAUCGACUUCGAGGAGUUCCUCGAUAUGAUGACUGCAAGAAUGAGCGACAAGGACACCCGUGAAGACAUCUCAAAGGUCUUCAGACUGUUCGACGACGACAAUACUGGCACCAUCACUCUUAGAAAUCUCAGAAGAGUCGCUAGAGAACUCGGAGAGACCAUGACUGACGAGGAGCUACAGGAGAUGAUUGACAGAGCUGACUCAAAUGGAGAUGGAGCAGUCACCCUCGACGAUUUCUUCAAUAUUAUGACUAAGAAGACUUUUGCAUGA
Messenger RNA from Stylonychia lemnae, 501 nucleotides. The record is from the annotation of a GenBank genome assembly. Lineage: Eukaryota; Ciliophora; Spirotrichea; Sporadotrichida; Oxytrichidae.